Molecule: messenger RNA, 768 nt
Organism: Nestor notabilis (Kea)
Lineage: Eukaryota; Metazoa; Chordata; Aves; Psittaciformes; Psittacidae
Gene: EVI2A
Product: ecotropic viral integration site 2A
Exons: 1
Coding region: 1-768 (255 amino acids)
Cellular component (GO): membrane
Source: RefSeq, a predicted model, not a curated record
AUGAAGACAAGGAGACACAGCAAACCACACUCUGCCUUCCCCAUCCUGAUAAUCUUUGCUUUGUGUUUGCAAACAAGUGCAAACCACACCGAUUACCCGAGAGUUACAAACGAAACCUGGAAUCCUACCAGCCAAAAUCUAAGUGGAAGCCAGAACAUAACCAAAGCCAAUACAGAUUCUCCUCUGAGCAUCAACUUCAGCAGCAAAACGACUACUCUGGAAAUGCAGACGGGGACCCUGCAAUCCUCAUCCGCCACAACGGCCCAAAAUCUCACAUCCUCCCCUGCCAACAGUGCCGCGGCCACUUCUGCCACUGUCGGAUCCAGGAAUUCCAGCAAACCCAAGAGUACAAGGACAAAAGAAAACUGUGAAGACAGCAAGUCUCUCAUAAUGAUCUGCUUCAUUGUAAUAGCAGUGCUCGUGCUCAUCUGCACCUUCUUAUUUCUGUCGACAGUCGUAAUAGCCAACAAAAUGUCUUAUCUCAGGAAAGCUCAGCAGGGAAAACGCAGGCCCAGGAGCAAUGGUGAUAUCCUGGCAACCAACAGCUUGUGGCCAACGGCUGCAGGGACGUGGCAGAGGAUGAAGGAGACGACUGGAACUGAGUUGAUAUUGCAGGACUUGAUACCAGGGAGAGACACCGCGAUCCCAAGGGAAACUGAAGCUGAAACUACCAAGAAACUCACUAAGGAAGCAGACAACAAGCAGGGAAGCAAAGAGCCAUUGAAGGCUCACAAACCCAUUUUAAGCAAUUUUGUAGUUGAGAUUUAA